AGACGAGGAGGACUCCAUGGAGGUCGAGAAAAAGGAGUUCGCUGAACACCAGAGAUGCUGGGAAAACAGAUUUGGCAAGGGAUUCGGAGCUUCGAGAUGUGAAAAUAGUUCGAUGGGAACUCAAGACUGAUUCUCUUGAUAUUAUUAGGAUGUCUAUUCAUGGUUUCAAAACUGUGCUCCGUCGUAGGCGCAGACUUUUCAAAAGAGUGAUGUCGCUCCAUGUUAAUGGUACUCCAGUCACCCAGCUGAAUCAUGGCCCAAAAGAGACCUACCACAUUGUUGAGAUCACUCUUGAUGGCCACGCCGUUUUCCAACUUCUUUUUCGACAGAGUGAUGGAUAUUUAGUUGCAUUUCGUCUUCUCAAAAACAAGAAAAACCUACUUGCCUGGGAGGGAUGGUUUCAUUUCAGUGACCCUGACAUCAAGUUACCUCUCUUUUUUGGCGAACGAAGAUCAGUGGAGUGGGCUUGUGGCUACCUGACGGCAGAUAAGGUGUCUAUUUGCAGACACACUAUGCAUUCCUUAGUGACAUGUGUUAUGGAUUAUAAACCAGCAAAUUGCACUAAGAAGAGCUUUGGAGGUUAUGAUAGGGUUAUACUGUUUCAAACAUGGAUGGUAUUGCUUGGGGAAUGCCAAAGAUCUGGCGUAUUCGUGGAAUUUGUUGAGCUCCACCAUGACAGUGAACAGCCGUCUCCAGUUGGUAUUGAACUUGAGGAUCAUCUCCAUAGUUGGGGUAAUUUCUGUAGGGCUGUCCUACACAUAUACCUAGCACUUUUGAUGAGAGACUAUGGAGAACGUGGUUGGGAAAAGGAAUUAGAGCUGGCUGAGUCUGAACUGUCACAAGCAGUUCUGGCUGUUACAUCUAAGGGUUACGAGCUUAUCAACAGGUAUAUAGUUUACGUCACGAGCCAGAUGGUACUGAGACUAAUAAAAUCAACGGUGAACUCUCCAUGCCUCUUCUCUUGGGUACUGAAGUUCAUCACUUGUUGCAUUUGAUAAAGUGCGACAGUGAACUUGUACAGGACAUUCACAAGUUGA
Messenger RNA from Lolium perenne, 1037 nucleotides. Lineage: Eukaryota; Viridiplantae; Streptophyta; Magnoliopsida; Poales; Poaceae. The record is from RefSeq and is a predicted model, not a curated record.